GCCAGCCAGCGGAUAGGUGUGUCCGUGCGCGUCGUAAUCAAAUCCCAACAUAAAUGUCAAAUCAUACGAUUUCGUAAAAAAAAAUGUGACAUGUGCAUCAUUGUGACGUAAACAUUCACCGUUACAUUCAAUUUUCAGUGAACGAUUGUGAAAUUCUACUAUAUUUACCAUAUUUUACUUUCAAAUUUUGUGUGGCGAUAUUUAUAGUCCCGGUUCCGUUCGUGAUCUUGUUUUCGCUAAACAUUUCAGGUGACUCGGGACCGGGACCUGUUAUUUGUCGAUGACAAUGUUAUUUUUUACGAACGAAACGAAUCGGUUUAGAAUGUGAUGAGUGGCCGGUGGGAAUUAAGUUAGUGGGAAAGAUGCCGGUGUGAUCCACGAUGGACCGCGUGAGUGGAGUGUGCAGGUUCGGAGGAGUGGUGUCGGCAGUCCGCACGAGGACAGGACGCAGCCGACGGCGAGUAACGGGGCAGGGACAGGCCCCCGAAGACAUGCCGGAAGCCCCACGCCGUGGCCUUGGAGCCAUCCUCGUACUAGCAUGCAUCCUCGUUUACCACAAUUGCCUAUACUGCGGCUUCGUCUUCGACGAUAUAAGUGCCAUAAAAGAAAACAGAGACUUGAGACCUCAAACGCCCAUUUCGAACAUUUUUCUCAACGACUUUUGGGGAACUCCUAUACACAAGGAACAGUCCCACAAGUCGUACCGGCCGCUAACAGUGCUGACGUUUCGAUGGAACUACGCGGUGCACGGCCUGCAACCAGCUGGAUACCACCUCGUCAACCUGCUACUACACGCGCUCGUUUCAUUACUCUACUACAGGGUGUGCGCGAUGUUCCUUCCCGAGUUCGCAAGUUUCGUCGCAGCCAUCUUGUUCGCUGUACAUCCUAUACACACCGAAGCGGUGACUGGUGUGGUGGGCAGAGCAGAGAUGCUCUCGUCAGUCUUCUUCCUCGGAGCGCUCCUGUGCUAUGCCCGCGCCGCCAGCAGAAGACGAUGUACAGACUGGAGAUACGUGGCGGCUUGCACGGCGUGUGUGGGCGUCGCCAUGCUCUGCAAGGAGCAGGGCAUCACCGUCACCGGCGUCUGCGUCGUCUAUGAACUCUUCGUCGCUCAGAAGCGCCGGAGUACAGGCGGAGGCAGCCGGUGGUCAUGGCUGGAGGCGUGGGGUAAGGGCGCGGGUUGGGGAUGCGCGUGCGGCGAGGCGGCGAGAAGAGUGGCCACAGUCUGUUGUGCUACUCUAGCGCUGUUGGCUGCGAGGUUGCAUGUGAUGGGCGCGCAGCUGCCGGUGUUCACGCGGUUCGAUAACCCCGCCGGCGCCGCGCCACCGCCGGCCAGGCAUCUAACCUUCGCGUACCUACCAGCCCUGAACGCGUGGUUGCUGACCCUGCCUGAGGCAUUAUGUUGUGACUGGACUAUGGGCACGGUUGCCCUGCUCCGGUCGUGGCGCGACACUCGCAACUUGGCCACCUUAGCCUUGGCUACUAUCCUCAUCGCUGCUGCUUUCCACGCCUUGAGGACGAGGUCUUCUGCUCUUUCUAUGGGUCUUGCGCUACUGGUCCUGCCAUUCCUCCCAGCGUCGAACCUCUUCUUCCCUGUAGGCUUCGUGGUGGCUGAGAGGGUUCUCUACAUGCCUUCAAUGGGCUGGUGCCUGCUGGUAGCUCACGGAUGGCGCCUCUUAGCCAAGAGGAGGGCCAAGCUUGCAGCCGCCGCUUUGAUAUUCCUCCUUCUGGCCUUUAGUGCGAAGACUUACGUCAGAAACUGGGAUUGGAAGACUGAAUACUCAAUUUUUGCUUCGGGACUUAAGGUCAACCGAAAUAAUGCAAAGUUGUACAACAACGUAGGACACGCUUUAGAAGCCGACGGAAAGUACGUUGAGGCCUUAGAAUUCUUCAACACCGCAGUCAGUGUCCAACCAGAUGACGUCGGUGCUCACAUCAACGUCGGCAGAACGUACAACCACCUCGGAAGAUACCAAGAAGCCGAAGACGCUUAUGUCAAGGCCAAAUCUUUACUCCCAAAAGCAAAACCAGGAGAGUCCUACCAAGCUAGGAUAGCUCCUAACCACUUAAACGUAUUCUUGAAUCUAGCUAAUCUUAUAUCCAAGAACGCCACCAGGCUAGAGGAAGCAGAUAUGCUUUAUAGACAAGCUAUUAGCAUGAGAGCUGAUUAUACACAAGCGUAUAUAAAUAGAGGAGACAUUCUAAUAAAAUUGAAUAGGACGAAAGAAGCGCAAGAAGUGUAUGAAAGAGCACUUCUUUAUGAUAGCGGUAACCCUGAUAUUUAUUACAAUUUGGGAGUUGUGCUACUGGAACAAGGCAAGGCAUCUCAAGCGCUUGCAUACUUAGACAAAGCCCUGGAGCUGGAGCCUGACCACGAGCAGGCUUUGCUGAACUCCGCAAUAUUACUGCAGGAGUUGGGCGCUGCCGACCUUCGACACCUGGCCAGACAGCGCCUCCUAAAAUUACUUGACAAAGACGCAACAAACGAACGAGUACACUUCAACCUUGGUAUGGUAUGCAUGGACGAGGGAGACGCGGAGUGCGCCGAGCGCUGGUUCCGCGCCGCCGUCCAUCUCAAGCCUGACUUCCGAUCUGCACUCUUCAAUCUGGCGCUACUCCUCGCUGACCGGAGGAGGCCAUUAGAAGCUGCCCCAUUCUUAAAGCAGCUGGUACGACACCAUCCAGACCACGUUAAAGCACUCGUCUUGUUAGGAGAUAUCUACAUCAAUUCCGUCAAGGAUUUGGAUGCAGCUGAAAGCUGCUAUCGCCGAAUCUUAGAGCUGGAACCAGACAACGUGCAAGCGCUGCACAACCUGUGCGUGGUAGCAGUAGAGCGCGGCAAGCUCGCCAUCGCUGAAGAGUGCCUGACGCGUGCCGCUGCUCUCGCUCCCACCGAACAGUAUAUCCAGCGCCAUCUUGCCGUGGUGCGAGCGAGAAGAGUAGCCGCCGCCACGCCCGCCGCCGCUGCCGCAACCCCACAACCUGCAGCCACCACUGCCACCGCCACCACCGAGGUGCGAGCGAGAUGGAACUACAUUCCGCAACAGCCUCCCGACCCUCACGAGACGGACGCCUCAUAGCAAACCACUUAAACCCGACACACGACUAUGUAAAUACCAUGUUUAGAAAAUUUUCAAACACCAAGCGUCUAACGGCCAGUACUACCCAAAGCUCUUUUUCAUUUGAUAUAACAAUCAGGGUAACUAUCGUAUUUUCCUAAUACCGACCGCUAUCCGCUGAAAGUCUACGUUUUUAGUAAGUACGUUUCAAAUCGCAUAAGAUAAUAAUAAUCGAGUUAUUACUUAUUAGUCAUUUUACGCCGAGCAUUUAUAUUAGUAUUUUUGAUCUCAUAGGUCUAAUUUGCGUGCGCCGUUUCGUGAUAUUAGUUAUUUAAAAACAUUGAAAUUAUUACGUAGAAAAUGGAACGAGCUUUCGUCAUUAGCCUGGUAUACGUGUAUAUAAUUAAACUGAAACAAUAAAAUAGAAGAGACUUACUGUUUCCAAUAAUCUUUGUCUAGUCACAAAUUAUUUGGAUUAAAUUACUUAUCAAAAUUUAUUUACGAUUAGGUAGAAACUAAAAAUGCAUUGUUAAUGGAUGUUGAGCCGACCCGUGCUUUGAUAGACGUUGGGGAUUAUACCUACGUAGCAUAAUACUUAGUAAAAUCCUGCAGCACCAUCCCAAACUACCGCAGUAUCUAGUUGUACAUUACCUUCACCAAUACUAUGGAGUGAAACAGCAAAGGUGAGAUAGAUGAGGAUACGGAAAACAAUAUAAGUAAGUAGGUAAUGUUAACAUUUUCUGUAAAUUGCAGUAGUUUCCACGUCUCGAUGAAACUAUAUAAAUAUAUUUAAAUAUUACUGGCAAAUACCCGCUUUUGUCAUGAUCCAGGUGUUAGUCGCUAUGAUACCACAGUGAUAUGUGAAGCACGCUGAAAGGUAUAAUAACAGUAGGACCAAGAUUUUUUCUCUACGACUUAUGAAUGCAGCCAUUAUGGUUUAUAAGGUCCAUUAUGUAACCAAAGAGAAUGUAGGUAAUCACUGUUGUUACAUCAAACAGAUCUGUGUCAGACAUCACUGUGGCAACUUGGUAACAACUACCAUCCAAGACGGCAUAAAGCAACACGGGCCUCCGACGAAGACCGGAGAACGAUCCGUUCAGGGAAAUAGAGAAAGGAACGAGUUAAUGAGUCGACGACCUCAAAACGUUAUUUUCGUAAACGCUAAUGUUAAUAUUGUGUAAAAAAUUAAAUGAAAGUGAUCGACCGUUAUUAGAUUUAGAUGUGAAAAUGUAAUGUUGUUAAUGUUUUAAGAUAAAAAAGUAACUUUUGUAAAAACUGAAUUUUUUACAAUGUCUUGAAACAUUUCUGGCGAGACUCUAACGGGAGUUGGUGAAUUGUAAGGACCCCGAAUAUUGUAACUAUUUGUCGUCAAAACGUUUAUUUUUAUAAAAUAAAAUGAUGUUUCAAAUGGC
Molecule: messenger RNA, 4471 nt
Organism: Pectinophora gossypiella (pink bollworm)
Lineage: Eukaryota; Metazoa; Arthropoda; Insecta; Lepidoptera; Gelechiidae
Gene: Tmtc3
Product: protein O-mannosyl-transferase Tmtc3-like
Exons: 13
Coding region: 381-3080 (899 amino acids)
Biological process (GO): protein O-linked glycosylation via mannose
Cellular component (GO): endoplasmic reticulum
Molecular function (GO): protein binding; mannosyltransferase activity
Source: RefSeq, a predicted model, not a curated record